GAACAGGAACAACGAAGAGGACUCACAUAAAAUGUAACAGCAGCAGGAAGACAGACAUUCAGCGCACCAGAUCCCGGCACAGACUGGCAGAAAUCUCUAGAUCUUAGGAAUGCUGAUGAACCACACAAACUACACAGAAGAUGACUUCUUCUCCUGCUCCAGUCCUUCAGUCGUCGGUUACCGGUACUUUGCUGUGCUGUGGGGAUGUGUUGUGACCAUCACUGGUACGGUAGGGAACCUGAUGACCAUUCUGGCUUUCGCCAUGGACCCACGUCUGAGGACUCGCUUCAAUGUGCUCAUCGUCAACUUGGCUAUAGCUGAUCUCCUAUACUGCACCAUAUUGCAGCCCAUAUCAGUUGACUCCUAUCUACACCUCAGAUGGCGUAGUGGUCAGCUCUGGUGCCGUAUCUUCGGCCUGCUCCUUUUCCUCUCUAACUCUGUCUCCAUUAUCAGCCUCUGUCUGGUGGCAGUAAGUCGAUAUCUCCUGGUCACAAAAAGGGCCGUGUUUGACCGUGUCUUCUCUGACCGGGGUCUUAUUUCACUCCUGGUCUCAGCUUGGGUACUGGGCCUGGCCAGCUUUGGCCCACUCUGGCCUGUUUAUGUGUUCGUGCCACAGGUGUGCACAUGCAGCUUCCAUCGCACCAGAGGUCGUCCCUACAGCACCAUCCUUCUCUUUUUUUACUUUUUUGUUGGUUUGGGCUGUGUUGGGGUUUUCUACCUCCUCAUUUACAGACGUGUCCAGAUUGCUGCACAAGCUCUGCUCCGCUACAGGCCAAGCCGCCGGUCCUCCAGAAAGAAACCAUCUUCUUUAGCACAAGGGACUGAUGAUAGUGGUGUCGAGAGUGGCAUGGCAAAGACAUGUAGCUGUGAGAUGAGCAGCCAGGAGGAUAGAGGCAAACAAACGGAUGAGAUAACUUGUGAAAAAUCCUCAGAAUCUCUCCAGACGACUGCCAUUGCCCUAAGUUCAUCAGCAAUCAAGUCUCCCCCUGAUAUCGUCCAGGCAUCACCUUUACCUUCUCCCACCACUGCAUCACCCUCCCCCCACUCAGGAACUUCAGGAGAUGAUGAUGAUGAAUUUAAGCGUGUAACACGCAUGUGCUUCAUUGUUUUUCUGUGUUUUGUGUUCUGUUUUGUCCCCUUCCUGUUGCUCAACAUAGCCGACAAACAUAACCGCGCCCCGCAAGUACUGCACAUGGUUUGUGCAAACCUCACCUGGCUGAACAGCUGUAUCAACCCUGUGCUCUAUGCUGUGAUGAACCGGCAGUUUCGACGGGCCUACCAUGUGUUGCUCAACAGGGCUGUUGCACCAUUUACUUGCCUCUGGACCUGGUGGUCCCAUCCGAGAUCCCAAAGUCCUGGAGCUUAAACUUGCCUAAAGUAAACCCAGUAUAAUAUUAUUCUCUUGAAACAACACAGACAAUAGUACCGCUAUCAACUUGUUGGUUGCUUUUCUUUAUUAUAUUUAUGUUGGAUUUAGAGAUGCACCAAUACUGACAUUGGAUAUCAGUUAGAUGCUGACACAAUAGCUCAGAUAUUAGAUCAGAUAUUGGUGCUAUGGGGCAAUCUGGUAUCGGAUACAAUUAUUUUAAUAAAUAACAAUUCAGCAAAUUUAUAUCUAUGUAUUUAUUUGUUAUAUUUUGUUUUACAAAGUUAGGAAAGUAAUGUUUAAGUGAAGCCUGAUGUUGCCUUCCACAUGCUUCCACACAGUUGAGGCAUACACCUUUUUAAUUAGGCACUGGUGCCGAUACCCGAAGCUCAGGUAUUGGUAUUGAUAGCUGUAUAAAUCAGAUUAAUGCAUCCCUUGUUAAAUUGAAUGACCAACAAUGCCAUGCUCUUUAUUUCACAACCAUGUUUUACUAUAUUCUUGUUUGUUUUUUGACAAUAAUGUACAAUAUUACUUUGUGUUUAUUUUAUGAAUGGAAUACAUUAUAUUUUGUAAUACAUAAUCCCCACUGUUGCAUUCAGAAUGUUGAAUUAGCCAACCAUCACCACUAGGUGUCUAUUACAUCAUAUGAGAAACCACCCAUGUUACAGAAUCAGCACAGGAUAUUCUUUUGUAACACAACAUGCCUGACAUUAGUAAUUCAGGAAGUUAUGACAGUCGAUGAUGGUAAAUUAAAGGGUAUUUAUUCUAAUGAAGUAAAGAAAAGACUACCACUGUGAA
Cyclopterus lumpus (lumpfish) is the source of this 2164-nucleotide messenger RNA. RefSeq names its product G protein-coupled receptor 84 (gene gpr84). Lineage: Eukaryota; Metazoa; Chordata; Actinopteri; Perciformes; Cyclopteridae. The transcript is spliced from 2 exons. Gene Ontology annotation, cellular component: membrane. The record is from RefSeq and is a predicted model, not a curated record. Gene Ontology annotation, biological process: neuropeptide signaling pathway. Gene Ontology annotation, molecular function: urotensin II receptor activity. The coding region runs from base 110 to 1366 and encodes 418 amino acids.